AGGGUGGGGGUGGUGGAAAAUGAACAGCUUUUUCAGCUCCCUUUGGACCCCGCCGUACGGCCACAUCAGCUUCACUCACACGCCCCCGUUUCCCGCCGCGUGUUGUGUGGCUCCGAGCAAGCUGCACAAGCGGGGCGUGUUUGCCACCCGCCAUCUGCACAGGGGAGAGCUGAUUGAGAUGUGCCCGGUCCUCAAAAUCGACGCGCGGUACCUCCUGCCGCAGACGGGGCUCAGGUACACAGAGGGGAAUUACAAUUGCAUGCAACGCAAAGCUCCUAACAAGCCCAUCCGUUGUUUUGUGUCUGUUGCUCCCUCCUUUGUGUGUGUGCAGGGACUAUGUGUUUGAUCCGCAGGAGGCCUGGUGCGGCCCGGGCAAACACACCUGCCUGCUGGCGGUAAGUAAGAAAGAAACCCUCAGACGUUGGAGUGGAGUGUGCACGUUCUUUCAGUUGGGGAACGGUUCGCUGUACAACCAUGCUCCCAAUGGUCGCGGCGCCAACUGCACCUGGCACUACGACAAGACCAGGGAGGUCAUGGUGCUCUACGCGACCGCUGCAGUGGCCGCCGGGACCGAACUCCUGCACGACUACUCUGACGUAAGAAGGAACCAAUAGAACCAACCGGAUGAAAUCGAGUCGUAAACAAAGCGGCCCAUUAGUGUGUUUGGAUGGAUGGAUGGAUGGAUGGAUGUGUGUGUGUGUGCAGGACUACUGGAAGGCUCGCCCCACCCAGGCUGCAGUCCCUCCUCCCUCCGGCCAAGCUCAUCCCGCCCUGCACACCACAGCCCCUGCCGCCCCGGCGGCGGCACCGGUGCCAGGGCCAGCCCAGCAGGCGCCCGUCAUGAAGCACACAGGAGAGGGCGGCAUCACACAAGGGGCGGGCAUCACACAAGGGCCGGGGCCGCUCGCACCCCUCGAACAUCCACCCAACGCCAUCCCUGUCCGGCCGCUCCAUCGCCAGCCGCCACUGCCAGGCUAUGCGGGUGCGCCGUUCCGUCCUCCAGUGACACCGCUGGCUGUGACGCGCUCGGUCAUGGCACAGGGCCCCCCGGGAGGGUUUGUGGGGACGGUGGUGAUGCCGCCGGUUGGCCAGCUGCACACCACACAGAUGGUUAGGAAGGAGGGUGACAACUGAAGGAUGAUUAUGGGGCCGUGGCGAGGGGGAGGGAGGGAGGGAGGGAGAGAGAGCGAGCCUGGCUGGCUGUGUAACUAACGGUGAGUCCGUGAGCGAGGCGUGUUGUUCGUAUGUACAGGUGGGCUGGCCAAGAGUCGCUGGUUGGCUGUCGAAGCGGGAUCUGGUUGUGUGGUGUGUGUGUGUGUAUAUAUAUAUAUAUCGCUUCCUAUGAACGCGACGGAGGCUGGUUGGCUGCAUGGAUGGAAUGUCUGUUGCCUGACGGACUGACCAGGGAGGGGAGGGGAGGGGCAAUAAGAUUUCGCCAUUCAGUCAGCUGCGAC
This is a messenger RNA of Vitrella brassicaformis, 1454 nucleotides long. The record is from the annotation of a GenBank genome assembly. Lineage: Eukaryota; Vitrellaceae.